This is a messenger RNA of Tuber aestivum (summer truffle), 4889 nucleotides long. The record is from the annotation of a GenBank genome assembly. Lineage: Eukaryota; Fungi; Ascomycota; Pezizomycetes; Pezizales; Tuberaceae.
GUAUACCAUCAACUUAGAAACUUUUAUUCUUGGUGCUUGGGUAUGCCAAGGCGACCGAGAAAAUCACUUGUGACGACUUCACCCCCACCCCCAAUACGAGUACUACAGCAGUCCCUCAGAUAUUGCUUAACUUGUUCAACUUUCCCUUUUUCCCGAAAAAAAAAAUCAUAGGAACCUAUCCAAACGCCCGAGUUGUUUCACAAAAAUCCUCUCCUCCUUCUGUCUGCCAUUUGGAGGAUGGAAACGUUGCUGGACCCCUGCCGCCAAUCUUCUGUACCGGUAACUUAUAUCAUAUUAUUACACAAGCACGGUACGGUACCACACUACGGUACGAGUAUUGAGACUAUAGUUCAGCCACCGCAGAACUCCUGAAAUCCAGCCAUGAUGGGAGUUAUUUAUCAUCGUACCAUUAAUCGGUUGACAUCCCAGUCAGCCUAUCGCAGUCGACAUUGAUUGCCUUUUGUCUGUCUGUCCCCGAUAAUCUAGUGGUUGGCUUCGGGGUUCUGCUUGUAUGGCAUCAUUGGUACCUGGUACUAUAUUUAUACGGUAAUUUUUUUCUUCCUCUUCUUCCUUUUUUCUUAUUUUUUCACCAGAUUCUGAUUACCGUUUCCGCUGCCUCUAAUAGAGAUUGUUGAAGGGAGGGGUCGGCGUCGUGAUAUCUUGCGUCCGUCCAUCCAUCCAUCCACCGGUACAAUCGGACAGUACAGUGCCUACUACUAUCCAGUACGAGUGCAGUACAGUACCGUUACGGUAUCGAACACUUCCCAUUGAAAGGCCCAUCCACUCAUCAAUCGAUCGAGCGCAUACAGUGCAUAUGAUACAGCACAUCUCCGUCCUUUCCUCUUCUCUUUUUUUUUGCAAAAAGCCAGCAAGCAUCUCACCACCUAUGUUACCAUACGGAAAAUAUCAUUUGUUCGUGACGGGUAACGAGCGGAUGGUAGAAGAAGAAAGCAGGGUACGGGUACAUAAAGGAAAAAAAGGAAAAAAAAAGAAUCAGAUCAGAUGUUGGAUGAAUUUAACCCCCGAUGGGCAUCGGAGCGGACCAGAGUGCUGUGGACGACACGCUAUAUCUAUGGUGCGGAGACGUAGGCCCAUCCAUCCACCCAUCCAUCACCGGGUUAGUUGAUGGAUGAGAAGAGCAGAGGGGAGAAGAAAAAAAGAAAAAAAAGAAAGAACUUUGCUGUCCAUUCAGAUUACGAUGCUUUUAUUAGAAUAAGGUGGCAUUCUGCUUGUAUUAUGUGAGGCUCGUACAGUGCUGUACUCGUACAUGAGCGUAUUCAAAUUCAACUGUCAAAUCAUGUUCAAGCCUGGGUAAAGUGUGCCCGCUCCGGUUAGCGUCUUCCCAUGCUGAUGCGCUCACACAUUUCCUUCUUAUUUUCUCGUGGGAGAGGGAGUGGGGAUAAUGGUUGUUCGUAUGCAGGGAACGAAAAUAAUCCCAUGAGAGAGGAGUUGAUACCGUACAGCGAUGAUGGUAGCCCCAGCCUUAUAUCCUGCAUGGCAUACGCUAUCACUUGUGCUAGCCCGGAGAUCCACCGAGGGCAAUCAUAGGAUUUAAAGGGGGGAAGAAAAGAAAAAAAUGGACCAAGACUGGCGGAAUCACCGCAUCUGUGGACCAGUAAUGUGGAGGGAAGUGAGGAAGGAGGAUAGCCUCAUUCUGCUCUCGGGCUGCCACGUAUUUUUUUUUCCUCUGCGAAGGCCGGGGGGUUUACCAGUGGUUGGAGCGGCGGAGGAGGGGACAUAUGCGCGAGGACGGAAGGGGUUCGGAAUGGAGUGGUGGUUCCCGAGGUUAUCGAGAUGUGCCUUGAGGUACCUGUAUCGUAGUGGGCUGGGUUGGAGAGACGAAUCGGUACAUGGCUUCGAUAUAUCGAAGCAUCCACAGAGACUUUUGCGACCUUCAAUUAGCUCCUGAGUACUCGUACUUGUCGAUUGUCCUGUCCGUAUGUCGGCGUUGCAGGGGUGGGAUCAAUCGCACGCAAACAAGUACCGUACACCGGAGGGUCCUGGAUCUUGAUAAGGUGGAAAGCGUGUACCUUCGGUUUGUAUGGAAGGUAGGAUCCUACCGUAUAGAAUCUGCUCGAGGUAGUGGGAAAGAGGGGAUGAGGCCGAACGGACAUGCUCCCCCACUCCGUGGAGAACCCACGAGAAGCUGCAAGUAGCAGAUGAUUGCCAUGCCCCGCACUCGUAUACCGUACUCGCAAGUGUCGUAUCAGUGUCCAGAAGGGAGGCGGGAAGGGAAGGGAAAGAAGUGAAAGAAAAAGCGAAGAAGAAAAAAAAAAGCAAAAAGCAACAACAACAACGAUCCACUGGGAGAGAUGGUGAAGGGAAGAAAUAUACAUGAAACAGCGCAGCGUUUAAAGCAUGAAGAAGGUUAGGAAGGUGUUUUCACCAAUUGCGCUUUGUCAAUCGGCGUUGAUUGAUCCGCAGUUAAUUGAAGCUAUCAUACCCGCAGCCAUCGUCAUAUUAGGUGGAAAAAAAUUGGUAUAGUUACUGUACCCACCCAUUGGAUCACAGGGGACCGGAGGGCCGGAAACAACCCAGCUUGGAUGUUGCAAGGAGUUGCGAGGAAGGAACAGGAUAUUGGAAAAUGUGGUGAUCCCACUGAUGUGCAGGCGCCAUAUACGAGUAGGCUUUCGCCCAAGGUGGAUGUAUUCCGCAUGGGAAUAGUUCGCAAGGCUUGACGGCGGCAACGCUAUCAUAGAGCAACUGUGCUCGUAUCACAGCAACCACUGCCACGAAACAUCGUUAACAAUAACGAACACACAAAAGACGGUAUCAGAACACAAAGCAAACCCCAACAUCUCCCUCCCCCACCCUCCCACGAGAAGAUUGAAAACAAGCAAGACUCCCAAAACUAGCAACUUUCACAAAGGGGAGGAGCGAGUAGAAAGCCCCGCCCUACUAUUGCAAUGCAUGUCAAACCAAAUACCGGUAGCCGGUUUCCUGAAGACGUGCACGAAGAACGAAAGAGAAAAGAAAAGAAGAAAAGAUGCAUGGAAGAACUUUUUUUUAUUUUUUUUAUUUUUUACGGAUUGACUGCCGUACCUUUCCUCUUUCUUUUCGUUCCCACAUCCGUUCUUUCUUUCCUCCUCCAUGAAAUAAAUAAAUAAACCCUUUUUCUUGUGCAGCGACUGAGCGAAUGUGUGCAUGUUAUCGGUAUGCACUGAUGAGUUGGCAAACUCAGUUGCAUCCUGCGCCAAACCCUUCUUGGCGGAGGGCACACACACUCCGACAGCUGUCCAACCGCGGAAGGUAAAAUUGUUUUCCAUGCGAUAGUUUCCCGGUUUUUUCCUUUUCCCUUUUUUCCUUUCGAGGGGUAAGGGGGGGAGGGGAAGUGGAUGGAAACAGAAAGGCAAAACUGUGGCGGGGGUGCGUUAUCACGGUACGGCGGAUGAGAGCCCUGUUUGGCCCGGUUCACUGGAGGGAAGGGAGGCGAAGCGCAGACAAGCGGGUACGGUAGCUUAGGCAUCGAGCAGUGAGGAGCUCGGUUGUCGGAUGAGUUGAAAAACAGACGAGCGGUUCGGGAGGCCGACCGAUGGAUCUGCCAGCUGGAUGGCGGCUGAGCUGUCGUAGUUUGAGCUGCCGUACCGGUAGCGGAUGAGCUAGGACGGCGAUGGAGACGGGUUGCCGGGCAGCCAAUCCUCUGGAUCGGUCGCUAUGAUUAACGGACCGGUGCCGCGGUGCUGUCAGGAUGAGUUGGAAUUUGGGCCGGGUGGAGAGGUCAUGGGCACGAUAUAGUAUGUACGAGUGGGACCCAGUACAGACCUCGUCCAGCGGUGGGCACGGUUUGGCGCAUACUCGGGUCCAGGACGAUGGCCCUGAGCAUUUUUCCCUCCAACGAGAUACCGGCGGUUUGCCACAGCGUCGACCACCCCCGACAGAGCCGAGUAGAAUUCAAGCCGACAUCAAGGUGUUGGCGGGUGGAGUCAAGAUCGAUGGUGAUGAUGAAAGAUGGUGCUGUGAACUUGAGAUAGAUUGGGCUACAGAUGUUACGACCCCAUUCAAGUGGCAGAACGGAAUCAGGUGUCACAAAGAGCUGGUAAGGGUCUACGGUACCGGUACUCGAGUGCCACCAAACCGCUUGGGAAGAUCUGGGCACUUGACGUCCGAAGGCUGAAUGAAGGCUGAAGCAGUGGUCAAACGUUCUCUUUUUUUUUUUUUUCGUUCCCUCUCUCGCCCGACGUUGAGGUCGACUGCACUAUCCGCGCUCCAGUGCUCGUAUCACCCGAUGGGGGUUAAUUCGAGGCAAGUGUUUGCGGGUUUCAACUCUCAACAUCAACAGCUACAGUAGUAAUCGGAGGCAACCGGGGAUUCGAAAAGAAGGGAUAAGCAAGGUUCGUGGGAGAAAAGGGAAAUCCUCGGGCACUUCCCGUCCGACCCCCAGGUCACCAUCCCCUCGAAGGGCAAAAAUAGCUGAGGUCAUCAGGAAAAUAGUGGGAAAGUUCAAGACAGUGCCAAGGAGUUUGGGGGGACCAGAUGCCUGCCGUUUGCCCUGCUGUCACUUUUUGGAUGGGAGGACCAACCAACCCUUCCCCACCUCUUUCUCUCCGAUCCCUGUCGCGUUAAACUGGGGAGCGAGGGGUCGAUCCGGUGUGCGACUCCUAUUGUAGCUAUUUGUGCGGAGGAGGCGCCUCGAUGGGGAAUGUAUAUAUAUAUACUCGACCAUGACAGCUAUUCACAGAUAUCGAUCCUUGUAUCGAUGGGGAAUCAGUUAGGGAAUAACUCUGUGGUUUGACUUUUAAAAGCACUGUGUUCUACUCGAGUAGUAGAGGAGAUUGAGGAAUUAAUCUGCCAGUGUUUUCUGUGAACCCUAAAGUUGUAGAGGCCAUCUACCGUACUCGAGUACGAGUACAAUACUUGUACAACCCACCAAUACUACGGUAGGCUGGUAC